AUGAAAUUAAAUGACUUGACAGAAUCAAGGAAAAUGUUGAAAUAAUAUAAGGAAAAGGAAGUGAGACCACCUAGAUCAUACAGUGACUUUUCAAAAUCUCCAAGAUAGUUAUAAUUAGAUACAACAUAAUUGUAUUCAUGGGGUAAGAAUAAUGUUGAAUGUAGGUUUGAAUAGUUGUGGUUAAUUAUUGAAGAAUAAUAAAAAUAUAACUCCUCAUUAUUAGGGAGUAACAUUAUGUUCAGCAGGUGAAAAUCACACAAUAAUAGUGAAUAAUAAGAAUGAAGUAAUAGGAUUUGGAGAUAAUUAAUUCGGUUAAUUGGGAUAUGAAUCGAAUAGCUAAAUAAAAUAGAAUCCUAUAUUUAAAGAUUAGAGAAUAACAAGUGUAAUUUGUGGUGCUGAACAUACGUUUAUGUUGACAGCAAAAGGAGAAGUUUAUUGUUGGGGUUUGAAUUUAAAAGGACAAUUAGGUUUAGGUAGUUUUGAUAACAUAAGUUAACCUACACUUGUGUAUGGAUUAUUACCAUUUGGUAAUAGUAAUGUAAAGGCAAGAGAGUAAUAAUAAGGACAUAAGAGAAUGAAAAGUGGAAAUGAAGGUGAUUAAUCUACAUCUCCAGGAUUGAAGGAGAGAUCUUCAUCUAUUGAUAAUAUUAUGGAAUAGAUCGUUAUGAUGAAAGAGAAGAUUAAAUAAAAGAAUAAUAAUAAUGAUAUUUAAUGUUAGAUAUUAUUAUAAAAUGAUGAAGCAGUUCAAUAGAUUGCAUGUGGUGCAUUACAUACAUUAAUAUUGACAAAUAAGAAUAGAAUAUUCUCUUGUGGUUUUGGUGAAUCAUAUGCAUUGGGACAUUAAGAAAAUUAGACAAUUAAUGAAUUUAAAUUAAUUUAAAAUUUAUCUCAUUUUAAAGUUGAAAAGAUUAGUUGUGGUUUAGCUCAUUCAGGUUGUUUAAUAGAAGGUGGAAAACCUUAUUUAUGGGGUGUUUGUAAAUCAAAUAAGGAUUAUUAUAAAUAACCCACAUAGAUUAAAAUGUUGGAUGAAUUCAACAAUUAAUAAUGUGUUUUAGAUAUGAAGAUGGGUGAAAUGUUUACAAUCUAUUUAACAAGUAAAGGUGAAGUUUAUUCUAUGGGAGAUAAUAUAUUAGGUUAAUUAGGUAAUGAAUUAAGUAGUUCAGAUCUUCCAAUCAAGAUUUUAGGAUUGCCAUUAAUAUCUUAGAUAUCUGCAGGUAGAAAUCAUUGUUUAGCUCUAUCUGCAGAUUAUAAAUAGAUAUACGGAUGGGGUUCUAAUAUUUAUGGAUAAUUGACUGGAUAACCAAGUUUAAAUAGUAAAGGAAUAAUAUUACCUAAAUUAUUAUUUACAGUUCCAGAGACUUAAAGAAUUGUAUGUGGUAAUUUUCAUUCUAUUUUAUUAUCACCUUCUUAUUUAGAGAUUAUUUUAGAUGAAAAUGAUAAUCUAAAUAAGGAAUAAGAUAAAUUGAAUGAAGAAGUUGAAAAAUAUAGAAAUGAAUAGGAAAUUCUAAAAUAAUAGAAUGCAUAAUUAUAAUAAAAAUAUGAUAGAAUGAAAAAUGAAUUAAUAUCUAAAAAGAAAGUAAAAGAUUAAAAAGUAUAGACAACUGAAUCCUAUCUAUAGAGAUAAAUAAAAAAAUAAUAAUCUAAAUUUGAUAUAUCAGCUUUAGAGAUUUCCCCAGAAAGACCUAUAAAACAUAGAAUAUUUUAAUCUAGUUUAGAUAUAGAUUUUAAUGAUAUAAUGUUAGAGAAAUAAAUAAGUGAAGGAGGUUACGGAGUAAUUUAUAGAGCAAAAUGGAGAGAAACAACAGUAGCUGUAAAAAUGUUUAAGAUAGAUGGAAUGAAUGAAAAUCAUAUAAGAGAUUUUUUAUCAGAAUGUCAUGCUAUGGAAGCACUUAGACAUCCAAAUAUUGUAAUGUUUUUAGGUGCUUGUACUAAACCACCUAAUUUAGCAAUAGUAUUAGAAUAUUGUUAAAGAGGAUCAUUAUGGCAGGUGAUAUAGAAUCAUGAUAUUCAUUUAACUUGGGAAGAUCGUAGAAAAAUGGCAUUAGAUGCUGCAAAAGGUGUUUUAUAUUUACAUUCUUUUAAUCCUCCAAUUUUACAUAGAGAUUUAAAAAGUCUUAAUCUAUUAUUAGAUGAAGCAUUCAGAACUAAAUUAGCUGAUUUUGGAUGGACUAGAACAUUAUCAAAUUAUAUGACAAGUAAGAUUGGAACAUAUUAAUGGAUGGCACCUGAAGUAAUAGCAGGAUAAAUUUAUACUGAAAAAGCUGAUGUAUUUAGUUUUGGAAUAAUUUUAUGGGAAAUAGCAGCUAGAGAGCCUCCAUAUAGAAGUAAUAUAGAAUAUAUAUUUAUUAUAUAGAUAUCACAGGAUUGUAGGUUUCAUUAGAUGUUUUAAAUAAUGAUUUUAGACCAACAAUUCCUAAAAAGACUCCAGAAGUGUUUGGUAGAUUAACUAAAAGAUGCUGGGAUAGAGAUCCAGAAAAGAGACCAUCUUUUAAGGAGAUUAUAAAAGAAUUAGAAAUGAUGAAAUUCCCUUAAGGAGUAUGAUAAUUAAUAUUAUAUUAUAUAGAUAUAUUUCUAUAAAUUAAUCUAAAUCUAAAGAACAUCACUUUUAAUUAUAUUUAUAUAUUCAAUUUAAUGGCAACAGGUUUAAAUUCAUAUAUAAUUUAAAGGUGGUCAAAUUCUAAGAUAUAAUGGUGGUACAUGUUAUGCAAUGUGUUAAGAUGUAUUCUCAUGGUACAAUCCAUCAAUUUAAAUUUGUUGGAAGGGAUGUGAUUAUGCUACCGGAAGAGUUAAUGAUCCUGUAUUGAGAUAGGAAGCAGAAGAUAUGUGCAAAAGAUAUACAGCAGAAGCUAUGUGGACUAAAAAAGGAGAAUUAGGUAGAUAUAAUAAAUAUAUUUUAUUAUUUAGACAACAUCGAAGACUUAAGAAUACAUGCUGAUAUGUUCCCAGAAAAUCCUAGGAAUAUUUAUAGAGCAUGUUUAGCAGGUGUUCGUAGAUAAAAAUAUUGAAAUAUUAAAAUAUAUAGAUAUAUA
Molecule: messenger RNA, 3029 nt
Organism: Paramecium sonneborni
Lineage: Eukaryota; Ciliophora; Oligohymenophorea; Peniculida; Parameciidae
Source: the annotation of a GenBank genome assembly